ACACCUUCCUUUUAUCGUUAUCAUUAAGGUUACCUAUCGCGAAAUGACCUCACCUCACAAUCUAUAUCUAUCUCUACUCACAACUCAACUUACUUUCAACAUAUUAACAUCCCCCUUUCCUUCCAAACCUCUCACAACAAAACACAAAACACACGCACAAAAAUGGCCUUUCCCCAACCAAAAUUACUCCGCGGCAACGACCCAUCCGACAUAUCCUUCGCCAGCGAAACCUACUCCCUCACCAGCGAACAAAUCCACACCCUCCAAUCGCGCAGCGCAUCCGCCAAAUCCACCGCCUACUGCCCGUAUUCGAAUUUCCGCGUCGGGUCUACGAUUCUCACCCAUGAGGGAAAAUACAUCGAUGGCGCGAAUGUAGAAAAUGCUGCGUAUCCGGUGGGAACAUGUGCGGAGAGAGUUGCGUUUGGGAAGGCGAUUACGGAGGGGCAGAGAGGGUUUCGGGCGAUUGGCGUGGCGACGGAUAUUAGUCCGCCGGCGAGUCCGUGUGGGAUGUGUAGACAGUUUAUCCGUGAAUUCUGCGAGCUGGAUAUGCCAAUUUUUAUGUUUGACAAGAAUGGGGAUUUUAUGGUUGCGAGGUUAGGAGAGCUCCUACCAUUGUCUUUUGGACCAGAAGCACUACCACCGAGGGAAAAGCUGGCUGAGAUUGAGAGGUGAUGUGGGAAAAUUUUGACGAAGAGUAGGAAGGUUGAGACGUGAUAAGAUUGGGAGGUGCGUGCAGUAAAUGCAAGUACUAGUUGUACAUAUACCGUGAUUAUCAUUUUGGCUAUGAAAUAUGGUGACAUAUUAUAGGCAAGUGAAGCAGAGGGCUUGGAAAAGGAUCGGCUGGUCAGGUUGCAUUAUGAUAUUUUGGUAUUUGCGAGUAUUCAUUGACAAAUUACUUCACCACCCCAAUUGUUU
Messenger RNA from Botrytis sinoallii, 915 nucleotides. RefSeq lists its product as uncharacterized. Bases 163 to 672 code for a protein of 169 amino acids. Gene Ontology annotation, cellular component: cytosol. The transcript has 3 exons. Gene Ontology annotation, molecular function: cytidine deaminase activity; zinc ion binding. NCBI's taxonomy places the organism in Eukaryota, Fungi, Ascomycota, Leotiomycetes, Helotiales, Sclerotiniaceae. The record is from RefSeq and is a predicted model, not a curated record.